UCUUUUUACCUUGUCAGAAUCGCAUGAAGAUUCAAAGAUAGAAUCAUCACCGACUCCUAAUUUCCUUCUAAUCCCAAAAUACCCAAAACCCUGACCCUAAAUUACCAAAACCCUCAUCGAUUUCGAUUAAAAAUGGCCGGCGUCCUUCCUCGGCUCUACGUCAACGCCGCCCAUCAAUUUCCUCUCUCUUCUCUCUUACCCGUACCCGCUCGCUCGAUCAAUCUCCGAUGCCGUCCGGGGUCCAGCGCCGCCCUCUUUUGCCGCCCGAAACGGCCGUCUCGCUUUAAGGUGCAUGCUGUUGGUGCUGAAAAUGAUGGACCAAAGUGGUGGGAGAAGAAUGCCGGGCCAAAUAUGAUUGAUGUUCAUUCAACACAAGAGUUCAUUGACGCUCUCAGCCAAGCAGGAGAAAAGCUUGUGAUUGUUGAAUUCUAUGGAACUUGGUGUGGGUCUUGCCGCGCCCUGUUUCCAAAGCUAUGUAGAACGGCUCAAGAAAAUCCUGAUAUUAUAUUUUUGAAAGUUAAUUUUGACGAAAACAAGCCAAUGUGUAAAAGAUUGAACGUUAGGGUGCUUCCCUUUUUCCAUUUUUAUCGUGGUGCUGAUGGGCAGUUGGAUGCUUUUUCAUGUUCGCUGGCAAAGUUUCAAAAAAUAAAAGAAGCUAUAUCAACACACAACACAGCCAGAUGUAGCAUUGGACCUCCAUUAGGCGUGGGAAAUCUUGACGUUGUUGAUUCCUUAAACCCUCAGGAAAAGCCAGCUGAAGCGAGUUCCAGAUAGUAUCUUCCACCGUACAGUUUCAGGUUUAAGAUAUUGUUUUUUCUGUAUCAUAUUUGUAUCAUAUGCAACUUGGGUCAAUUAUUUACGUUGUUGGGAAAACCACAAAUCUUUCUUCAAUCUUGAGUUCAAUUUCUUUUAACACGGACCUAACCCUGGCGGUGCAGAUUAAAUUUUGUAUUAAAAGAGCCCAUGUCUUCUCUUU
Asparagus officinalis (garden asparagus) is the source of this 976-nucleotide messenger RNA. Its product is annotated as thioredoxin-like 2, chloroplastic. NCBI's taxonomy places the organism in Eukaryota, Viridiplantae, Streptophyta, Magnoliopsida, Asparagales, Asparagaceae. Gene Ontology annotation, biological process: cell redox homeostasis. The record is from RefSeq and is a predicted model, not a curated record. The transcript is spliced from 4 exons. The coding region runs from base 133 to 774 and encodes 213 amino acids.